Messenger RNA from Syngnathus typhle (broad-nosed pipefish), 534 nucleotides. Its product is annotated as large ribosomal subunit protein P2-like. Bases 144 to 494 code for a protein of 116 amino acids. Gene Ontology annotation, molecular function: structural constituent of ribosome. The record is from RefSeq and is a predicted model, not a curated record. NCBI's taxonomy places the organism in Eukaryota, Metazoa, Chordata, Actinopteri, Syngnathiformes, Syngnathidae. Gene Ontology annotation, cellular component: ribosome; cytosolic large ribosomal subunit. Gene Ontology annotation, biological process: cytoplasmic translational elongation; translation. The transcript is spliced from 5 exons.
AAGUGCAGCAGGUGGCGCUUGACCUGCAGCCAAACACAAAACGAAGAAGAAGUGAGUGCGCGUCCGUGUUGGUUGUGUGACGUAAUUUCCUUUCCGUUUGUGCCACCUUCCCAGUGAACACGCGUUCGCCUUUUUUGCUGAAAAUGCGUUACGUUGCUGCCUACCUGUUAUCCGCCCUCGGUGGCAAUGAUAACCCAGAUGCUAGUCACAUCAAGAAGAUCCUGGAAAGUGUCGGCAUUGAGGCUGACGACACCCGUUUGGAAAAGGUCCUCUCUGAGCUCAAAGGCAAGAAAGUGGAUGAUGUGAUUGCUGCUGGUAUGGGCAAACUUGCCAGCAUGCCAGCGGGCGGUGCUGUAGCAGUUGCCACCUCUGCGGCUGCUAGUUCAGGAGGAGCCGCUGCCCCUGCCGCAGCUAAGGAAGAGAAGAAGGAGGAGAAGAAGAAGGAAGAGUCUGAAGAAUCUGAUGACGACAUGGGAUUUGGUCUUUUUGACUAAGCGCUCUAAUAAAUGUUUAAAGAUGAUUUUAAAAAAUAAA